Messenger RNA from Dermacentor silvarum, 1296 nucleotides. RefSeq lists its product as uncharacterized. The record is from RefSeq and is a predicted model, not a curated record. The coding region runs from base 470 to 1273 and encodes 267 amino acids. Lineage: Eukaryota; Metazoa; Arthropoda; Arachnida; Ixodida; Ixodidae. The transcript is spliced from 2 exons.
AUGUACUUCCUCCUCCAUCCGGCGAUCCUGGGAGUCUUGCUGCUGUUUGCCUCGGCAGCCAUUUGGUGCAGCGGAGUCGCCGUGGCACCCGGCGAGUUGCAGCCACCUCAGGGAGGGCCGCCGCCGUACUGGCUGUCAGACAUCGGCAGUACUUUCAAGCGCGAGUUCGUGCACACGGCGGGCCGGGACGAGUACAAAGCGUACGUGCUGGGCGCCUACACCGACGUCCGCGUGGACGCCGCCCGUCGUUCGGUUCUUGGUGGUGGCCAACGGAGAGGAAAAGAGGCGCCACUUUCCACCCUUCGAGUGCCGCUUCGCUUUCAACGCUAUCGAAGACUCCUCAGAAACGGGCGAUCCAGUGCGCGCGUCGUGGUCUCCCGUAGGACACCGGGGAGGUUUUGAACCCUUGCUCGUCACCUGCCGCCCUCGCAGAAACGGUUCGUUGCCCCAUCAGGUGUCUCUAGUUUACAUGGGCACAGACGGCGGCGGCUGGAUCGUGCCUCGCCAAGUGGAACGAGUCCCGAAGCGAUUCGGCACCAUCGCUCUGUGCGUCACAGUCGGAGACCAGGACGUCGCAGGCCCGAAUCCUAGGAUACUCGCCGAGUUUUUCGCUUUUUACGACGCGGUUGGCGCCACCCGAUACAUUUUUUACGCCAGACGUCCCGGCGCCGGCCUCAACUACCUUUUCGCGCUGCAGCGAAAGUACAGGGAGACCACGAACACCAAGGACAAGCUGCGCGUACAUCUGGACACGGCACAAGAGGACGACGCAGCCGUGACGAGCUGCCUCUACGACCUCGUGACGUCUUCUGUCGAGUACGCACUCGCAGUGACCCCUUGGGACUUCGUCGUUCCUCGGCAAGACACCACUUUGAAGAGGUUCAUCCAGCGCAACCGAGACGUCGGAGCCAUGACCUUCCUGAGGUACUCCUUCGUGGGUCCCCGUCCUGUGUUCGUCGGGAACGAGUCGACCAUGACCUGCCAGUCGAAGGUUUUGAGGAGCUCCCACGCCGAUCCGCCUGGCAUGACGUCGCGUGCGCUCGUCAAGGUCGCGGACGUGGUGCAGAUGGGCGCGCGCGGAGGGUUCAGCCUGCUCAAGUCGGCGAGUGCGCGCGUCGUGGACCCGCGGCUCGUUAGCGUGCACAGCUACGUGGAAGACUCCGAGAUGUCGCCGGACGAGGUACUCGUGUACGACGACCACAUGCUCGUUUACGGUGAUGCCAUGCGCCAGUCCUUGGCCUGGCGGCUGUACGUGGAGCGAUUCGGUGCCUGAUAUAUCGGCGGUGAAGUGCUCAC